GGGAGAAGGAGGGAGGGAAGUUCGGCGGUAUGAAGUUGCGGGGAGCGCGGCCCCCCGCGCCGCUCCGCCAAGUUUCUUGCGCUCCCUAGCCCGGAGGUGCCCGCGGGUUGUAAAGUGUCCCCGGUGUGUGUCCCCCGCCUCUUCCCCGCUUCCCGGUAACGGCUCUGUAAUUGCAUCAUGUUUGGAACCGGGAGGGCAGAGACUGUUCGCUGAGCCGAUGGCUGCGCGGUAGCCCGGGGGAUGGCGGAGCGGGGCUGCCCGAAGCCCCGCCGCGCUCCCAUUGUUAGUCGGCGCCGGGGCUUUGCGGGGCCAGUACCGGGGCUCGGGCAGCCCUGAAGGCGAUGGGCAGCAAGCGGCUGCUGGCCGGGGUGAGGGCUGGGUACCGGCGCUGGGACCUGUGAUGGAUGCGGAGGGAGAGAGAGAUCCUUUGUGGCUCUGGGCAGGUCACGGAUGCCUUAUCCCGCUGUAGUGCCCUCGGUCCGUGAAAUUACCGGUGAUUGCACUCAGUAAGAGAAGCAAGGAGGCUGAGACGGCUUUCCUGAGCGUGUACAAGCAAUUAAUCCAAGCUCCAGGUAAGCAACGCGGUGGCGACCUGGCUGCCUAACGAGUCGCUUGCCAGUGCCGAGACGAGCCAGCAAGGACCCUGGCAGGGCUGCCCUCCCCAUCCCUGGUGCGGCCGGCAUCACCAACCUCUGCUCACUGCAUGGUGCUCUGGAGAUCCCAGCCGAAGAGAGGAGUGGAAACAGCUUUUGCCAUCGCUGUGUUUCAGCCCCUGAGCCAAAUGCAUCUUGACAUUAGGAAAGGAAUACAUUUGCUCAGCCCUUGUAAUAACACUGCGGCUAUCCCCAGUUGUCUGUUUGACGACCCUGCUCCUGUGCUGGAGGCUGCUCGGAGCCUGGAGGACCGGCUGCAGCAGCUCCAGCGCCUCGAGCCUGAGCCACCCCCACUGAAGGACCUCAGCCGCCCCUGGAAGAAGCACCCAGAGCUCAUCAUUGCCAAAGAGCGCAGAGACAGGACGUCACCGGCAGCUGGGCUUGCAGCAGCAUCUGAGCCCCCACUCUCCGGCACUGACAGCAAAGCUCCGUGCACAGAAACCUUGCUGCAGAGAAAUGAGGCAGAAAAGCAAAAGGGGCUGCAGGAAGCACAGGUCACUUUGGCUGCCCGGCUUGGGGAGGCAGAGGAGAAGAUCAAAGUGCUCCAUGCAGCAUUGAAGGCCACCCAGACAGAGCUGCUGGAGCUGCGGUGUAAAUACGAUGAGGAAGCUGCAUCCAAGGCAGAUGAAGUAGCCAUGAUCAUGACAAAUCUUGAGAAAGCCAACCAGCGAGCGGAGGCGGCACAGAGGGAGGUGGAGAGCUUGCGGGAGCAGCUGGCAGCCGUCAAUAGCUCCCUGCGCCUGGCCUGCUGCUCCCCAACAGGCGCUGCUGGGGACAAAGUGAACUAUUCCAUGUGCUCAGGGUCAAGGCUGGAGGCUGCUCUGGCUGCCAAGGACCGGGAGAUCCUGCGGCUCCUGAAGGAUGUCCAGCACCUCCAGAGCUCGCUGCAGGAACUGGAGGAGUCCUCUGCCAACCAGAUCGCCGAGCUGGAGGGGCAGCUGGCUGCCAAGAAUGAAGCCAUCGAGAAGCUGGAAGAGAAGCUGCAGGCACAGGCAGACUACGAGGAGAUCAAAACAGAGCUGAGCAUCCUGAAGGCGAUGAAGGUGGCUUCUGCCAGCUGCAGCCUUCCCCAGGCAAGUGCCACGGUGGGUGCCGACCUGCUCGCCAGGCUGGAGCACACGUGCCAGCCCUGCCGCCGGUGCCUCCACCACCCUUUCCCAUCUCGGCUUGGCUCCUUGCAGAGCAUAUCAAAGGCGGAGGAGGCCCUGCUCCUAGGGAAGGAGGCUUUCUACCCCUCCCAGAAGUACCUGCUGGAGAAGCCCAACCUCCUGGCUAACACUGAGGAGGAUCACUCCGAAGAUGAGUCGGGAAAGGAUUCGCUGGGCAUGGAGCAGCCGUACCCAUCCCCCCAGCACGCCUCAGCAGAUGAACCCACCUCCCCCAAUCCCCUUCCACCUCUACCUGGCCCUGGUUUGGCCCCUGAGGGCCCCCGGACUUUUUCCAUGUCCCCCUUCCCAGGGGGCGAGCGACUUUCAGGGGACCCCAAGACCCCCCACCUCCCACCACCCACCUACAAGAGCGAGAGCACUGGAGGAGGACCAUCCUUCCCCUCCACCUUCUUUGGGGCCAAAAGCAGCACCAUGCCCUCCAGCACCACCCCAACCACCAGUGCUGCCAGCCCACCCGGCGAGCCAUCUGAGGGCAGUGCCGGCAGCUCUGCCGAGGAGGAGCAGCUGGACACGGCCGAAAUCGCCUUCCAGGUGAAAGAGCAGCUGCUGAAGCACAACAUCGGGCAGAGAGUCUUCGGGCACUACGUGCUGGGGUUGUCACAGGGUUCUGUCAGCGAGAUCUUGGCCCGGCCCAAGCCCUGGCGCAAGCUGACGGUGAAGGGCAAGGAGCCGUUCAUCAAGAUGAAGCAGUUCCUCUCCGACGAGCAGAACGUGCUGGCCCUGAGGACUAUCCAGGUGCGCCAGAGAGGUAGCAUCACACCACGGAUCAGGACACCCGAGACCGGCUCUGAUGAUGCUAUCAAAAGCAUCCUGGAGCAGGCGAAGAAGGAGAUCGAGUCGCAGAAGGGAGGGGAACCCAAAACACCAUCAGCAUCGCAAGCAGUGGCCAACGGGACAGGUAGCAGCAGCUCAGAGGAUGCCAUCAAGAGCAUCCUGGAGCAGGCACGGCGGGAGAUGCAGGCACAGCAGCAGGCACUGCUGGAGAUGGAGUCGGGGGGCAGCGGGCACCCUGGGGACACAUCACCAGCUGAACGCUCCACACUGGCCACUGUCAACCAGAACACUGUCCCCACCUAUGUCAAGCAGGAGGAGGGGAGUGGGGCCAGCCCCAGCCCCCAGCAAACACCUCUGGCUGUCCUCUCACCCGCUGCCUUUGUCCAGAGCAUCAUCCGGAAGGUGAAGUCAGAGAUUGGUGAUGCCGGCUCCUAUUUCGACCAGCACUGGGCAUCAGAGAGGAGCCUGCUCAGCCGACCCUACACCUCUGUCUCACCUUCGCUCUCCUCCUCCUCCUCGAGCUACUCCAGCAUGGCCAAUGGCCGGGGAUGGCCACGGGGAGAGCCCAGUGAGGGUGGUACCAACGAGGAUGAGCUGCCACCAGCAGAUGAUGAGCCCCACCGGCUGUCGGAGAUGAAGACGGAGGGAGCUGGCGCGGAGCCGUCGGCUGGUGGUCGUCUCUCCUACUACCCUGCCUACGUGCCACGGACUCUGAAGCCCACCGUGCCACCACUCACGCCAGAACAAUAUGAGAUGUACAUGUACAGGGAGGUAGACACUCUGGAGCUGACUCGGCAGGUCAAGGAGAAGUUGGCCAAGAAUGGCAUCUGCCAGAGGAUCUUUGGAGAGAAGGUACUGGGGCUGUCCCAGGGCAGUGUGAGCGACAUGCUAUCGCGACCCAAGCCAUGGAGCAAGCUGACGCAGAAGGGUCGGGAGCCUUUCAUUCGCAUGCAGCUCUGGCUGACUGACCAGCUGGGCCAAGGCAUCAGCCAGCAGCCGACAGCCUCCCAGGCCAGCCCAGCGGAGUCCCAGCCAUCCCCCUCGCCACCCCCCAGCCCCACUGAGCAUGAGAAGGGUUGCCAGGAACCCCUCACCCUGGCCUUGGAGAGCAGCAAAGAAAACCAGCAGCCUGAGAGCCGGUCAACACCUGCCCUGGGUGGGAAGACAUACCCCAACAACCAGGGACCCAUGGGCAUCCAGGAGAUCGUCGCCAUGUCCCCUGAGCUGGACACCUACUCCAUCACCAAGAAGGUCAAGGAGGUCUUGACGGACAACAAUUUAGGCCAGCGGCUGUUUGGGGAGAGCAUCCUGGGCCUGACACAGGGCUCGGUGUCCGAUCUCCUCUCCAGGCCCAAGCCAUGGCACAAGCUGAGCCUGAAGGGGAGGGAGCCCUUCGUCCGCAUGCAGCUCUGGCUCAAUGACCCCCACAACGUGGAGAAGCUGCGUGACAUGAAGAAGCUGGAGAAGAAAGCCUACCUGAAGCGUCGCUACGGGCUGAUGAACACCAGCUCAGACAGUGAGUCCCCCAGCGCCCGCUCUGAGUGUGCCAGCCCCAGCCUGCAGCCGCAGGACCUCAGCCUCCUCCAGAUCAAGAAGCCGCGGGUGGUGCUGGCCCCAGAGGAGAAGGAAGCCCUAAAGAAAGCCUACCAGCUAGAGCCCUACCCCUCACAGCAGACCAUUGAGCUGCUUUCCUUCCAGCUCAACCUCAAGACCAACACUGUCAUCAACUGGUUCCACAACUACAGGUCACGGAUGCGCCGGGAAAUGCUGGUGGAGGGUACGCAAGACAAUGACACAGACCCAGAGCAGAGCAGUGGGGUGUCCAUCCCUGGGCGCCGGGCCCCCCACAGCCCCGACUCGGACGCCGAGGACCGUAAACCUGUGUUUGGGGGGAACGAGCACCCCUGCUCCACCACGGCACCCAUGAAGGUGAAGGAGGAGCAGGGGGAAGCGGGAGGCUGGGGCCACCGACAGGACUCACACAGCCCAGCUGGGGCGGCUGAGGGGACAGGACCUCCCCAGGAAGAGCCGGGGUCUGCUCCCCACGCCACCACCCCCAGUGCCGGUAGCCUCCCGCGGCGAGGAGGCCGUGCUGGUGCUGCCGCUGGAGGACCCGCACCCCCCCACACACACCCCGACAGCUCCCAGUCCUCGUCAGGAUCAUCCCGUUGCAGCUUGGAGGUUUCCCCAACAUCGCCCUCAGCCGCAUCCUCGCCCGGCCUCACUGGCUCAGCCUCACCGGGGCCAUCCUCUGCUGGGCCAGUUUCACCGGCACUGCCGCCAGCUCCCGGCCCCCGGCUCAACACCAGUGUCCAGCGGCGCCAUGAGAAGAUGGCCAACCUCAACAACAUCAUCCAUCGCUUGGAGCGAGCUGCCAACCGUGAGGAGGCCCUCGAAUGGGAGUUCUGAGCCCUCUUAAUGCCCUAAAUAUAUAUAUACAACCCCCUCCCCCAUAUAUAUAUAUAUAUUUUGUUAUAUAUAUAUAAAACACCGAGAGGCGACCGGCAGCUGGCACCGUGGAGGGGAAGACCCAUGGAAAGGGGGGGUCCCCACUACAAAGUUGAUUCCCUCCUCCCAGCUUUGUUUUAAAUGUGAAAAACUGGGAACAAUUUUAGAAAAGAGAA
Molecule: messenger RNA, 5220 nt
Organism: Dryobates pubescens (Downy woodpecker)
Lineage: Eukaryota; Metazoa; Chordata; Aves; Piciformes; Picidae
Gene: CUX2
Product: cut like homeobox 2
Exons: 19
Coding region: 704-5005 (1433 amino acids)
Biological process (GO): regulation of DNA-templated transcription
Molecular function (GO): DNA-binding transcription factor activity, RNA polymerase II-specific; DNA binding
Source: RefSeq, a predicted model, not a curated record